This is a messenger RNA of Thamnophis sirtalis, 3477 nucleotides long. RefSeq names its product G protein-coupled receptor 149 (gene GPR149). NCBI's taxonomy places the organism in Eukaryota, Metazoa, Chordata, Lepidosauria, Squamata, Natricidae. Gene Ontology annotation, molecular function: neuropeptide binding; G protein-coupled receptor activity. The record is from RefSeq and is a predicted model, not a curated record. Gene Ontology annotation, cellular component: neuron projection; plasma membrane. Gene Ontology annotation, biological process: neuropeptide signaling pathway.
GCACGUUUUUGACAUCGGCUUUUUACUUUAAGGCUAAACUUUACCGCUUCUGAGGAUUAUAAACGGCUGACAAAGAACUGAGGAAAGGAAAAAUUAUUGUGCUUUAUUUUCUUGGCUGGAAUUUUUUGUUCCUUGGGACUUAACAUUAAUGCUUCUUUUAACAGUGUGAGCUACUUGGGAGCAUCCUAAGCAGGCAUUCAAAAAGGGGAAAAAUCUGUAUAGUCCAAGAAUAAACUUGGUAGAGAAGAUGAGGAAUCUACUGUGGAGCUAACAAUGUUUUCACCGGACGAGAACUCAAAGAAUCUGUGAGAAGGUAAAGUAACAUCAACCCCAGCUAUCCCAACCAUCCUGGCGACAAUGUCAGUCACCCAUAUUAAUGAUUCAUUAAAUGGGACAAGCUUCCCAAACCAGGGAAUGAUGGAUAUACCCAAAGACCAAAAAUCUUUGAAUCUUUUUAUUUUUUGCUUGACUUUUGUCAUCACAUUCCUAACCCUGCUGGGUAGCAUCUAUUCAUUAGUUUCCCUGCUGAGAAUGCAGAACAAAAGUACAGUUUCCAUGCUUGCAACUUCUCUAAGUGUGGAUGAUCUGAUUAGUGUGGUACCAGCAACAAUUUUUAUGCUCAAGCCUUGGUUGAAUGAGAUGCUUCCCCAGACUGCGUGUAACACUUCAGCGCUACUGUACUUAUUUCAGGGCUUCUCCAGCAACUUGAUGGGGUCCCUUGUAGUUUCCUAUAACUUCUACAGCCUCAAUAAAAUGGGAGAGAGCCAAGGGGCCACCAAGAGGCCAGUGAGCAUAAUAUGGGCUGUUCUUACCAUCUGGAUUGUCUGCCUGCUGAUUUGCAUUUUGCCUUUAUGUGGCUGGGGCACCUAUGCUCCCACCUCCUGGGGAUGUUUUGCUGACUGUUCCAGUUCGUAUAUCCUGUUUCUCUUUAUAAUCUAUUCAUUGUGUUUCUGUCUCCUAAUUAUACUCUCCAUUCCUCUUAUUUAUCAAUUGCUGUGUUCAGAUGAGCAACAGCAUUUUUAUGAUGAUUAUCAUCAAAUCACUGGUGGCCAUUUUUCUUCUGGGGUACUUCCAUUUGAAAGUCACACAUCUUCUCUUCCUAUAGAAGACACUAUGAAUAAAACCCAGAAGCACUGUCAGAACUCUGACCCAGUUAUCAGACAAAGUCCAGCUGACCACUGUCACUUGGAUCACUACGGCACACGAAAUGUGCCACCUAACAACCGGAACACCACUGUGGAAUUUGCUCAGAAACGUUUCUCGCUAAUUCUUGCUCUGACCAAAGUCAUUCUUUGGCUCCCAAUGAUGAUACAAAUGGUUGUUCAAUACACUGUUGAGUUUCACAAUCUUUCCUUUGAGAUAUUCAGCUUCCUGCUAACUUUGCUAGCUGUCACUGUCACUCCGAUGUUUGUCUUGUCAGAGCACUGGAGUCACCUGCCUUGUGGUUGCAUUAUCAAUUGUAGAAAGAGCAUCUAUUCAGUGUCAUCAGAGGAAAACAAAGCCAAAAGAAGAGGUUUUGAAUUCAAUUUGUCCUUUCAACAAGGUUAUGGAAUCUAUAAGAUAUCCCAUGACAAUCACCACAGUGAUGGUAGCAAUUCAAUAUCCUAUCACAGCUUGCUCAACUGCGAUUGUGAGAACACAAAAGGAACUCAAAAAGAAAGCAGCAAACUGGAGAUCAGCACCAUUUCUGUAGUGGACAGCUCCAUGUAUAAAAAUAUUGCUGGUUGCAAAAAUGUUGACAGCACAGACACCAGGAAAGACUUAAGCAGGGAUAAAUUCAUAGACUGCCUAAUGCCUGAUAAAAUGUCAUAUAAGAAAGAAGAGAUCGGGAAUAUUGAAAAAGGAACUUUUUUUGAAGGACCAGAAAGAAGGUUGUCUCAUGAGGAGGGCCGGAAACCAGAACUCUCUGACUGGGAGUGGUGCAGAAGUAAGUCGGAAAGGACCCCUCGACAGCGUUCAGGCGGUGCCUUAGCUAUUCCUCUGUGUGCAUUUCAAGGAACUGUCUCUCUUCAAGCUCCCACAGGAAAAACCCUCUCUUUAUCUACAUAUGAGGUAAGCUCAGAAGGACAAAAAAUCACUCCCACAUCCAAGAAAAUUGAAGUGUAUCGUUCCAAGAGUGUGGGCCAUGAGCCAAAUCCCGAGGAUUCUCCAACCACAUUUACUGACACCAAUGUGAAGAUUCACUUAGAGGUGCUUGAAAUUUGUGACAAUGAAGAAGCCAUGGACACUGUUUCCAUCAUUAGUAAUAUUAGCCAAUCCUCUGCCCAGGUCCGCUCUCCAUCCUUACGUUAUUCUCGGAAAGAAAAUAGAUUUGUCUCAUGUGAUUUAGGAGAAACAGCAUCUUAUUCACUCUUUAUACCGUCCAGCAAUCCAAACAGUGAUCUUAACAUAUCUAUUCCUGACACUGUCGAAGCUCACAGGCAGAAUAGUAAAAAACAGCACUUGGAAAAAGAGGGUUAUCAAGAAGAAAUACAAAUGUUAAACAAAGCAUACAGGAAAAGAGAAGAAGAUGGGCUUGGCAACUGAAAUGGAGGAAAAAAGGGCUGUGAAUAAUUUGUACCCUCAUUUUUAAAGUUUGCUUCGACCCUCAACCAUUUAUCCAUGAAAUUUGCAGAAACAAUUGAAUAACAUUAAUGCAUUCACAACAGAAUGCAUUAAUUACAUACUUUGUCCAAAAGCUGUUUAAGCCGUACUGCUAUAUAUGUACUAGGGAAGGGCAGAUUUCCUUCUCUGUCUUCUGAAGAAUUACUACUGGAAGUUUGCUUGAUGAGGUAGUUUAAAUCUCUACUUUUAACGUCAGUUUUGCUGCACUAGCAAUGGAGCCAAAAGUGAGGCCUUUGAGAGAUAUGUAAGGGAGGCUGAGAAUCCUGGAUUAAAAAUUGGGGUUAAAGGAUUGCAGCCUCCCAGCCAACAAUCUCAGGGGGACAGUCUUCUUUAUAAAAAAAAAAGAGCUGAUUUCUAGCUUUAUUGAGGCAAAAUGAAUUUAGCCUCAAUCUUAUGAUUACAUUGUAAUAUUUUUGAUAAAAUGAUAAAGAUGGUUUUGACUUCCCACCUGGCCUACAGCUUGACAUUCUUUAAUGGUAUGAUAUCCAAUUACUAACCAGACCUGACUCUGCUUGGUUUCCAAACCCAAACCACCAGAUGCAACACUAGUCAGUCUAUUUCUUUCACCAGAAAGGAAAUUGCUAUCAUCUUUCAGUAUAUUUAACCAACCAAACGAUAGUCCAUUUGUGAACAGUGUUAAGUGUAGAGAUUAAUGCAAAAUGGCCACUUGUUUAUAGAAAGAACUUUUUGGUUAUUUUAACCCAAUGAUCUUAUUAUCCUCCUGGAGUUGUGAUUAAUGACCAUUGAAAAGAGUCCCCUUUUGCUUUCAAGAAGGCAUGUAACUUGCUUAUUUCACUAAUAUAGUAUACUAGCUGAUAACCUGGCAUUGCCUGGGUAUUUAUUUAUAAGGGGGAAAUGUCUGGGCUAAACGUA